Penicilliopsis zonata CBS 506.65 is the source of this 325-nucleotide messenger RNA. RefSeq lists its product as hypothetical. Gene Ontology annotation, biological process: proton motive force-driven ATP synthesis. The coding region runs from base 30 to 206 and encodes 58 amino acids. Lineage: Eukaryota; Fungi; Ascomycota; Eurotiomycetes; Eurotiales; Aspergillaceae. The record is from RefSeq and is a predicted model, not a curated record. Gene Ontology annotation, molecular function: proton transmembrane transporter activity. The transcript is spliced from 4 exons.
CUCAGUUUUUAUUCGCUUGCACCGUCAAAAUGUCUAUCCUUCCCAAGAAGUUCCCGGCGCCUGUCGCCAAGCCGAUGUUCCCCUUCUUCGCCGCCGGCCUCGUCAUUCUCUACGGCGUCAACUCCUUCGCCAAUGUCCUGAUGUCGACCGAUGAGUUCAAGAACGAUCCCCGCAACCCCAACCGCAAGGCUGGUGACAAGCACUAAAUUGAUCGAGCGAUUGCAUGAUACCAUGAGGGAGGAAGAUAGCGAGUUGAAACGGGCGGCCUAGUGCCGCCUUGGCCGCUAUUCCGCGUCUGUAUCCGUUUGGCAGGCAGUUUCUCUGU